Messenger RNA from Amphibalanus amphitrite, 330 nucleotides. RefSeq lists its product as uncharacterized. Lineage: Eukaryota; Metazoa; Arthropoda; Thecostraca; Balanomorpha; Balanidae. The coding region runs from base 1 to 330 and encodes 109 amino acids. The transcript has 2 exons. The record is from RefSeq and is a predicted model, not a curated record.
AUGGCCAAGGUGUGUCAUCGAACGGCCGCACCACGCACCGCCAGGCACAAUCGGGUCCUGGACCUGGCGGCCAAGUUCCUCAAGGACCGCGGGGCGUCGGCGCUGGUCAAGGAGCCGACGACCAACACCCCCGCGGAACUUAGAAAACCAGACCUCCUGGUCAAGAUCCGAGGACAAGUGGCAGUCAUCUACGCCCAGAUUGUGGCUGACAACGGCGACCUCGAUGCCGCAGACCAGCAGAAGCGGGCGUACUAUGACAGCCCGUCAUCCGAGAGUACGCCGGCCAAUCUCUGGGUGUCGCGCCCGAAAGUGUCCGAUUCGGUUCAGUGA